CGUUUCGCGUGUCAAAUGUUGGAUCUCGAAUCCAGCGAUUCUCCUUCGACAUCCGGCAGCAGCCAGGAAGAGACGGCGUUGGCGACGCCGACGACGACCAUUCAGCAGCUGCCGUCGUUGAUGUCACUAAACGUGCCUCCUCCUCCGCCUGUCAGGAGACCCGACGUUCCAGCCGUUAUUCCCGGAAACGGAUCACCUUCCCAACAAUUGCACAUUUUAGUCAUUUCACAGCCUCCCGGCUCGGCAUCCGCUGCUUCUUCUGGUCGAAACGGGAACGCCCUUCAAGCCGUUCAUUUGUAUCCAGGUAUGAAGCGUAAUUCUGACGGUGAGACAGGGCCGGCGGCCAAACGCCUCCGCCCCAUGGGCGACACGGAACUUCGUCUACUCGUUUACAGCAAGGUUGCCGGGUCCAUCAUCGGCAAAGGUGGUAGCAACAUCUCCAAGCUGCGCACCGAGAACCACGCCACUAUAUUACUUCCCGAUUGCCCAGGCCCAGAAAGGAUCCUGACAAUCCAGGGCAAUUUGGACGCAGUCAUCAAUGUUCUGCAGAACGUUCUGCCAUCGCUCGAAGAGGUUUCCAAGAUUCGAGGAGAACGGACUGGACGCGUUGGCGACUCGGAUGCCCGUCUCUUGGUUCACCAGAGCCAAAUUGGUUGCAUUAUCGGACGCGGUGGAGCCAAAGUGAAGGAACUCCGUGAGUCUACUGGAACGAGGAUCACGGUCUACUCUGUCUGCUGUCCCAGGAGCACUGAUCGCAUCGUCCAGAUCCUGGGCAAGCCCAGUGAUUGUGGCGAAUGCAUCAAGCAGAUCAUCGCGCUCGUCAAGGAGUCGCAAGUGAAGGGACCAAUUGACCAGUACAAUCCGUAUAAUUAUGACGAGUCGUUCGCCCAGGAGUACGGAGGUUACGGCGAAGGUGGCGUACUGGUUGGCAUGGGAGCCGGUGGUGGUGGUGGUGGCAUGCGCAAUCCGGGCGGCCCUCGGGGUCCCGAAAGGGAGCUGAAGAUUCCGACUUUGGUUCGUGACGUACCGCGUCCCCUCUCGCCGCCCAGGCAUCGCUACAGGGCCGGCAGUUAUGAACGUGACUUGCCACCGCCGUCGCUGAUGGGUGUCGGCCAGCCCGUCCGUGGUGGACCUGGCGGGAUGUACCAUGACGAACGGAUUUUCCGUGAAGACGAUCGCGGCCAUACUGAAACUACCCAAGUUUCCAUUCCGAAAGACUUGGCUGGUGCGAUUAUCGGCAAGGGCGGAGCUCGGAUCCGUAAAAUCCGCGGCGACUCUGGCGCCAGCAUCACCAUUGACGAGCCUCGCCCGGGCUCCACUGAACGGAUCAUCACCAUUUCCGGCUCGUCGCAUCAGAUAUGGAAGGCGCAAUAUCUACUGCAACAGAGUGUCCGCGAGAACAGCCAAGGAAAAGGUGGUUUCUGAUGAGGAAGGAAAAAAUGAAGAAUUCACAAGACAACUGACUGGCAAAGGAAGACAUUUGAUUCUUAAAAAAACUAAAUUCAAAAAAGGAAUAAAAUUCAAAGGCAUUUUCGACUCUGUUUGGACAACCUUUCUCCACCCAACCAGCACCACCACCAACACCAACCAACCGGCACUUCUUGUUAUGGAUGAUGUAACACACACACACACCUCUUCAACAUAAAAAAAUCAACCCCCCUUCUCCCAUUCAUCCCCUCAUAAUUAAUUUUCACGUGUAAUCGUAAUCAGAAAAACAAAAAAUAAUUCGCAACACCAUGUGGAACCAUUUUCUUACCCGAAUAUGAUUGACUUUGUGUAUCAUGUGUGUGUUUGUGGCCUCUUGAUUUUUUUGCGUGUUUUAAAAAAUUCGCCAAAAUAUUUUCAAAAUUUUUUUUUAUUGAUUCGGAAGACAGGCAAGACACUAAAAAUAAAAUCGACCCAAGAGAAAUCAUUUACAAAAGCAGAAAGUUAACAGGAACUUAUUUUCAUUUCAUUCACAAAUUGUUCAUUACAAUCUGAGAAGACGCGGGACAUUCACUUAUUUUGUUCUUGUUUGAAUUUUGUUUUCUUUUUCAAUUUGUUUGUUUCCGUGUCUUAUUCAUAUCCGAUCCAAGACCAUCUUCAAACAACCCACCAAACCAAAUUUCCUGUCGACCACCCGCCACCCCGUUUUUACGUGUACACAUUCGGUCCCUGUUGCCGUAUGCUUUUUAAUUCUAUUGUGUACGGAACUCGCCGUUGUUGCCAACUUCAUAAUACAUUUCACAUUUUUGGGG
Messenger RNA from Daphnia pulicaria, 2237 nucleotides. RefSeq names its product heterogeneous nuclear ribonucleoprotein K-like (gene HnRNP-K). Lineage: Eukaryota; Metazoa; Arthropoda; Branchiopoda; Diplostraca; Daphniidae. The record is from RefSeq and is a predicted model, not a curated record. Gene Ontology annotation, cellular component: nucleus; cytoplasm. Gene Ontology annotation, molecular function: mRNA binding. Gene Ontology annotation, biological process: regulation of mRNA splicing, via spliceosome; regulation of transcription by RNA polymerase II. The transcript is spliced from 11 exons. Bases 16 to 1425 code for a protein of 469 amino acids.